Eublepharis macularius is the source of this 2789-nucleotide messenger RNA. It is a transcript of the gene ORC5, whose product is annotated as origin recognition complex subunit 5. Bases 8 to 1462 code for a protein of 484 amino acids. Gene Ontology annotation, molecular function: DNA replication origin binding. NCBI's taxonomy places the organism in Eukaryota, Metazoa, Chordata, Lepidosauria, Squamata, Eublepharidae. Gene Ontology annotation, cellular component: nuclear origin of replication recognition complex; nucleus. The transcript is spliced from 16 exons. Gene Ontology annotation, biological process: DNA replication; DNA replication initiation. The record is from RefSeq and is a predicted model, not a curated record.
UGUGCGCAUGCCCCGCUCUGGCCGCGGUUACUUGGAGCGUCUGGCGGUUUCAUCUUCAUCUUCUUGCAUCUUGGGAAGUGCCAGGAGAAAGCAUCUUGCUACACCAACGGGAAUUAAAAUGCCUGCUUUCAAACACCGCGGGUAUCCAGAAGAGGCGUUGCUUCGCUUGGAAGGCCUGGUGCCCUGUCGAGAAUCUCAAGUGUCAACUCUGUUGUCAGUCUUUGGAGAGCGUCAGCAUUUUAGCUUUCCAGCCCUUUUCAUCUAUGGACAUACAUCCAGUGGAAAGACUUAUGUGAUGCAAACUCUUCUGAAAACCUUAGAGCUUCCCUACGUGUUUGUCAACUGUAAUGAAUGCUACGCUUCAAGGCUGCUUCUGGAGGAACUUCUGAGACAGCUGCAGCGUCUUUCCUCCGAGGAAGAGGAUCUGGCCCCUGUGUCCUGUGACUCCUUCAAUGACUUCAUUCGUUUCUUUAAGCAGAGGACUAUGAUGCUUGAUCUCCAGAAUCAAACUGUCUAUGUCGUUUUAGAUAAUGCAGAGCGGCUCAGGGAGAUGGAGGCAAACAUCCUGCCAGGUUUCCUUAGACUACAGGAACUGACGGACCAGAAUGUGACUGUGAUUCUCCUUAGUGAAAUCGUGUGGGAGCUUCUUCGUCCAGAUAUGGGGUGCCUUGAGCCCAUGCCUUUGUAUUUCCCAGACUACAGCAUAGGGCAUCUGCAGAAGAUUCUGUCCCAUGACCAUCCUCCGGAGUAUUCUUUUGACUUUUAUGCUGCAUAUAUAAAUAUUCUUCUUGGUGUCUUCUAUCCAGUCUGCAGAGAUCUGAAGGAGCUCCGACAUCUGGCUGUGCUCAAUUUUUCUAAAUAUUGCGAGCCUGUAAUCCAAGGAGAAGCAAAAGAACGAGACACACGCCGACUGUGGAAGAAUAUUGAAUCCCACUUGAAGAAAGCCAUGCAGACUGUUUACCUGCGAGAAAUAUCUAGCUCCCAGUGGGAACAAUUACAAGAAGAUAAUGGAGAAUCUGGACAACUGAAAGGACUUUCAGCCCAUGCUCAUGUAGAACUUCCGUAUUACUCCAAAUUCCUUCUAAUAGCAGCAUAUCUUGCUUCUUACAACCCUGCCAGAACAGAUAAAAGGUUCUUCCUUAAGCAUCAUGGAACUACUAGGAAGAAAAACAUUCAGAAGAAACAUGACAAGACUAGCAAUCACCUUCUUGGGCCAAAGGCGUUUCCGCUGGACAGGUUGUUAGCAAUAUUCCACAGCAUUAUUGACAGCAGAGUUGCUCCUACAGCAAAUAUAUUUUCCCAGAUCUCGUCACUCGUGACACUACAGCUGUUAACCUUGGUAGGCCACGACGACCCACUUAAUGGACCAAGAUACAAAUGCAACGUGUCCCUAGAUUUCAUCAGAGCUGUUUCAAGGAUGGUGAACUUUGACAUAGUAAGGUACUUGUAUGACUUCUUGUGAAGGCCGUAUGAUCUUGGUGACACUGACUGAGAUUUUACUGUAUGCUGCUUUAUGGACUUCUAAGCAGAUGGAGAAAUGGACCCAAAAUUUCCUAAUAAAAUAAAUAGCUCUGGAUUCAGAUCUGCUCUUUGGGAAAAGGCACUGCUGGCCACAGAGAAGGCUUCUCCUAAUGAGUCCCCAGAACCCAAACCAUGUGACUGGAAAGCCUGCAGAGGGGUGCAAAAGUCUCACUGCCUGGGCUGGAGCCCUACGAAGCCCUCUAAAGACAUUGACUCAAAGCAGCACCGCAAGUUUCUGCCCCAUUGUUUACAUCAGUAUCAACACCUCUAUCCACACACCAGGCUGAAAUGGAAAUUCUUCGGUUUAUCUGCAGUGCUGUUUCAAGAGAUUGUUUGUUUCUUCCCAAGCAGGUCUCUGAAGAAGAACCAUAUACAUUUUCUACAAUAAAUGAGGCAUGAUGGAGCAGAAUGAGCAGUGGUGACCACAUAAUCUGUUGCUCCAUGUUUUCAACAUCUCCCUGCCCAGCCCCGUAGCAUCCAUAUUCAGCCAGUGUCCAGCAGAGGCCUUUGAACAGAGGGUGAAGUCAUGGCCAGAGAUCCUCUUAACCAAUUGCUAAGGGAGCCCUCACAAGACGGUGGGGAAGGUCAAGGCACCCCUUCUUGCUGUGAUUUGAGCUGUUCAGUUCAACCAGAAACUUUUUGAUCAGCUCCCCACCCCCUCCCAUGUGCAUGAACUUUCCAGUCUGAGUUGACUAGUGAAGGGGUAUUUCUCAGGGAAAAUUAAAAGGAGACCAAUAGAAAAAUACAAAAUUUAGGAAGUAUUAAUGUUUUAUAUAAAUAACCUGGAGCAAACAUCUUCAGGGUUCUGUUUUCAGUCCUGGAUAGAAAACAUUAGGGUUUUUUCCCAGUUAGCUGUGGGAUACCAUUUCAAUGCCAACCAUUUCUCUUUUAAAUACUAUUCCACAGUUGCCUUCUAGAGAUCUUUGAAUGUUCAAUAUAUUAAUGUAGAUAUACAGGGGGGGAAACUUUGACAGCCUCCUUCCCUGAAGAGAUCUUUUCUCCACUGUAGCUUUAUUGCCAAGUUGUCAUAGUAUUAAUUAAAUCUAGAAGAAUGAACUGUUGCUGGUCAUUUUCUGUACUGGAUUUUUCAUACUGGGGACAGGUCUCCAUGGAAAGAGCUCAUAGAAAAACUACCCUCCAAAAGCCUUCUAGCAGUAGAAAAACUCACAAAGGAUACCAAGCAGAAAUUGUCAGCUCUAAGCAAUGGACUUUCAUAGAAGUAGAGGCUUUCUAUAAUAUUUCUUUCUGCAUUGAAUAAAAGGUGAUUU